AAAUUUGGAAAAAGUAGCUAAUAACACUUCCUUUUAUGUCCGCAUGCCUUAUAUAUGGAUGGUCAUUUUAACAUCAUAUAACAAAUCAUGUAAAUUUUGGGAAGCUAUGAUUCGGCAAGAUUCUCAUAUUUUUUGGGAAAGCUUUGAAUUUUUCAAUAUGAAAUUUUGGACUUUACGGCUUGCACUUCUUUCAAUCUUGAAUAAGAACAAAAACGUGACAAUGAAAGAUCUCUUCAGAGGCGCGUAUAAUCUUAAUGAAUUUGAGUUUUUAGAGCAUCAAGAGUGUGAAUUUAAGCUCCCUGACGAAAGUUCCAUAAAAUAUCGGGAACUUAAACAUCGGUAUCCUCAUAUAUCACAGGAUGAACAUCUGUCACCUUGUACCGUAUAUAAGAAUUGUAAAGGAACUCCAAUUGAUCUCUUUUUUUUCAUUAAUAAUUACCUUUUUGCGAUCCAAGUAAAAUCUUCAGACGAUAAAACUAAUCAGCCCCAGACUUUAAGCAAGAAAAUGAUAAAAGCCAUGUAUGAUAAAACUGAAAAGGCAUUUAAAAAAUUAAAGGAAAAAUUUCCUGAACUUAAGGACUGGAUGCUUUUCAUAUGUACAAACGGACCUAAGGCUGAAGAUGCUUUAGACUUAUUAUAUCCAAAUUGUCUUGUAAUAUAUAAAGCAAAUUUCAAGGAUUUUUAUGGAUAUACGUAUUCUAGUCGUGCUGAAUUUUCUGAAGCCAAUGAUAAAUUGGACGCUAAUACUGCUUCGGAAUAUGAACUAAGAACCGUUGAAAAGGUAAAAGAAAAAACUGCGCAUGAAAUAUGUAAAAAAAGGCUAUUUAAUGAUGAAGUUGAUCUAUAUAGCAAAGUCAGUAUGAAUAAACAAGCAAAGAAAAGGAUUAAGGUCGUAAAAAAAAAUUAAUUAGUGGGAAGUUAAUUUCUGCUUCAAUCAACAUACUUGCAUUUUUUUUAGCUGUAACGAUUUCAUGUAACAUAUUUUUUAAAAUUCUGCAAUGCAUAUGAAGCUUUGUUUUUCAGAAUAGAGUAUA
Messenger RNA from Rhizophagus irregularis DAOM 181602=DAOM 197198, 1034 nucleotides. RefSeq lists its product as uncharacterized. Lineage: Eukaryota; Fungi; Glomeromycota; Glomeromycetes; Glomerales; Glomeraceae. The record is from RefSeq and is a predicted model, not a curated record.